UAGGCGUCCGCUGUGGAAUGGCGGCUCUGAGGAGCUGGGUUCUUCGCAGCGUCAGCUCCUUCUUCAGGCAGCAUAUUCCAGUUGCAGCGAAAUUGAGGAGAUGCCGUUUCUCAGAUUUGGUGGGACCCUGGCACAAAACAGUGGCAGCAGGUUUUGGAGUAACCCUAUGUGCCAUUCCUAUAGCACAGAAGACAGAGCCUCACUCUCUUAGUAAUGAAGCACUCAUGAAGAGGGCGGUUUCCUUGGUGACUGACAGCACCUCCACCUUUCUCUCACAAACCACAUAUGCCCUGAUUGAAGCCAUCACAGAGUACACAAGGGCGGUUUACACAUUAGUGUCUCUGUAUCGACAAUACUCAAGUUUACUUGGGAAAAUGAAUUCUCAAGAGGAAGAUGCAGUGUGGCAGGUGAUCAUAGGAGCCAGGGUUGAGAUGUCUUCAAAACAAGAAGAGUACUUAAAGUUAGAAGCAACUUGGAUGACUGCUGUGAGUCUGUCUGAAAUGGCAGCAGAAGCAGCCUACCAGUCAGGUGCUGAUCAAGCCUCAGUCACAGCUCGAAAUCACAUUCACCUGGUGAAGACUCAAAUUCAGGAAGUUCGCCAGCUCUCCCAGACAGCUGAGACCAAGUUGGCUGAGGCCCAAACUGAAGAGCUACUCCUUAAAAGACCAGAGGAGCCAGAAGGGGUCUCAUCCCAGCGCCCAAGCACUGGGGGCCCUCAGCUGACAGACCAUGAACAUGAGGCCUACUUACGUGAGGAUUGAGGAAGCCUCUCCCUGUAGGCACUAGCAUUGUGAAGAUGGGUACAUUGAUUGCCUUUGAAAACAAAAAGGGGAGUGUUCUGGAAGCUGGGGUAGGGACUAGCUCAGAGUUGUAAAACCUUUCCUGAGAUAGGCAGCAGGGUCCAUGUGUUGGGACACCCAGAGAUCCCCUCCAUCUGUUGUCCUACACCUCACCUCCUACUUUGUAGGAGGGUAAAAUGGGCAUUGUUCAUAGCAAUCCAGCUCCUAUAUUGUUUAAACAUUCAAGUCAUUGAAGCUGCCCUCCGCAGCCCUCUUGGGCUCUUCUAGUUGCCUUUUCCAAAAGAGAGGCUCAGGCUCCCUCAGUACCUGCGGACGGGACGCAGCCCAUUUAUUACCACUAGUUUAAGUAGAAAGUUUGCCCCCAUUUUCAACUCUGUUCAAGUUUCCAAAUGUAAAUUAUUUAAGCAUCAGUUUCCUCUUAAGGGAUGUGAAUUGUUUGGGGUUGUAGUACUGUUUGUAAGGUUUGUUUUUAAAAAGCUUGCCCCCUUUGACUUGGCUUACCUUUAGUCUAAGUGUGGCCAAGACAAGUGCCUGGGCAGGUCCUACUGGAAGGCCUGGCUGCACAUUUGAGGAAGGUACUUCAUGAAAUGGAUUUGUGCUUGGUUAUGAAAUAGGAGUCACUUUGAUGAAA
Molecule: messenger RNA, 1431 nt
Organism: Gracilinanus agilis (Agile Gracile Mouse Opossum)
Lineage: Eukaryota; Metazoa; Chordata; Mammalia; Didelphimorphia; Didelphidae
Gene: DIABLO
Product: diablo IAP-binding mitochondrial protein
Exons: 6
Coding region: 18-761 (247 amino acids)
Biological process (GO): neuron apoptotic process; intrinsic apoptotic signaling pathway in response to oxidative stress
Cellular component (GO): mitochondrion
Source: RefSeq, a predicted model, not a curated record